AUGUUCCGGCUGUUGACGUCUGCCACGGCGCCGAGGGCCCGGCCGGCUAUACAACUACCGCCACCGGGUGGUGGCUGCAGUACAUGGAAAGAACAGAAGCAUGCACAGUUUUUAACAAGUCGUAACCCAAAGUGUCAUCGCUUAUGCGCGGCAAAUAGGUAUUUUGAUGGAGAUUCCACAAGUCAGGAAAAUUCCCAAACAGCUUCCCCGAGUAUCACAAAAGGAAGCGGGGCGACGCCUUUGUUUUCGUCUACGCCCUUACCUCUUCACCCAUACUUGCAGCGGCGGAUUUUGGAUUCCGGAUUGGAAGUAUAUAUGCUGCCCCAUGCUCACCCAGAAGGCAGCUUAGAGAUUCACUUAGAAAUGCAUGCUGGCAGCACAGCAGAAGAUGAAACUGAGCAGGGAAUGGCUCACCUUUGCGAGCACCUCGUUUUUAUGGGCAACCGAAAAAGGGGAGAAGUCCUGUCUCUACAGGGCGAGGCUAACGCCUUCACAGACUUCCAUCACACGGUCUAUUUCGCCAGCUGGAGAGGGGGAAGCAGUGCGCAAAUUCAGAAGCCACACGGCAUAGACUGGGAAAGGGCUGAGGGUAGCCACGCCUGGAGUCUGCGCCGGCUGAGAGCCGCACUGGAAAUGAUGCGAGAAGUCCUCACGGCCCCCACGCAGUUCACAGUAGAACGGCUUCUUAAGGAGAAGGCUGCAGUCCUUUCAGAGUCGUCCCUAGUGAACACAAUUUUGUACAGGAAGGAACAGGCUCAACUGUCCAAACUUCACAGUGAUACUAUUCUUCCCUCCCGUUUUCCUAUCGGGGACAUGCAGCUUCUCCGCAGCUGGACUGUUGACCAGGUGCGGAAGUUCUUCGCACGCUUUUACCGCCCAGAGAACGCCACACUUUUUAUUGUGGGCGAUGUUGCACCGCGAGUGGCCUUCCAGUAUGUAGAUGACCUCCUUGGAGCCCUUCGAGGAGACAAGGCUGGGGUUGAAGAAUGGUGUGCAAUCCGCGACCAGUGGCAACAAACAACGGCAAAGAGAGAUUCGGUCUUCUUCCCUCCUUUGACCCAUUCUUGGAUCAGGGGUGACAGAACUGCUAGUUCUGGGGCUUGUUCGGAAGUAACUGAUACCAAAAUAGAGGUGCCAAAUGUAGAUUUGAAGGCUCAAGAGAAAACAUCGGCAUCCCUUAGACGCUCUCUAAGGUCCCGCUUGCAUGUAUGGCAGCAUCCUUUGCUGCAGCACUUCUCGCUGCUCUUCCUCCGGAAGCUCCCGAUAGCGCCGCUGCGUACUGCGGAAGAUUUCUUCCGCCUUCUCUCCCGGAAGCUUGCCCUGCAGGCCCUCGCCGUAAGACUGACGGAGCGAUGUCGGAGAGCGGACGACACAUGGAUGCGUGUUGAAGUUGCAGACACUGAGUCAGUUAAAGAGGGGUGCCGCAUUGUUAGUGUUGAAGCCGAGGCUGAUCAAGGCCGCUGGCGUGAUGCUGUGCGCGUUGCCAUCGAAGAGGUACGCCAGAUGGCGGAGCAUGGACUGAGUAUGGCGGAAUUGGCGAGUCUGUUGGACUCAUAUAGGGUAAAUCUCGACAGAAUGCAUAUGCAGUCGCUCUCGUCUGCUGACAUGCUACGGCUGCUCAUGGACUGCGCUGCCUGUGGGCACUCUGUAGUUCAUCUUGAGGACGAGCGUGAGCUUGCACUGUUCCUCGCCAGAGGCGGCGUGUGGGAAUCACCUCAAUCAGGCCCUGGCGGGAAGAGUGCAGGGACGGACAAUCCAGACCCGAGGGGAAUGAGCAAACUGCUUGAUCUUGUAAAUGCAGAAACACGAAACAUGUUGAAAUGGAUGAGUGAACCUAUUGAUAGGGAUGGAAAACACGCAGGACCUGACGCCAUCUGCACUUUCCUUGCACAAGCGGGAAGCCAACGUAGCGACUGUAACCCCCCAAGGAGGCGCGUGCCUUCCACACAGCUGCAAGGCCAUAUCGAGUCGGAGCAGCUAGGAGUAGCAGAAAUCGCGCCGGAAGCCCCUGCCUCGCCCCAUGCAGUUGAUGAGACGACUGCCAGCAGUGCUUGCAAGGGGAAACUUGCAAUUCCUGAGGAAUCAAUUCUUAGGGAAAUAUGCGACGCCAUGACCUGUCCGAUCAAUUUCCACAGGGAGGGGGUUCAGGCGCCGAAAUACUUGUUGACGAACGAGCAAUCGAUGGAGCUGGAGCAAAGGGCGGGAAGAGAAAUUCCAAUGUCACGGAAGCUGGACGAGGCUGGGCCAGACGCGCGGGUCCUGAAGUAUGCAAAUGGCAUUAAGCUUACUGUAAAGCCGCUGGCUGAAGAACGCGGGUCCGCGCUGAUCCGCGUGCUGAUUCCUGGAGGCAGGCUGGCUUCUGCGCUAAACUUCUCGAAGAGCGUCGCAGACAGCGGAAGUCCUGAAUCUUUGAGGAAACACAGCGCAGCAAUGGUCGUCGGUGCCGCUACAAUGAUGGAGGGAGGGGCUUUGGGUCCGUAUACGCGUCAGCAGAUUGAAACGUUCUGUCAGGAAAGGCUUAUAGGAGUCAGCAUAGAGUGCUUGGACGAGUUCCUUGCCAUUGAUAUCAGCACACCGGCCUUUGCGUCUAGAGAUGCCGGCGUAGGAAAAGCUGACAAGUCUGGCAAGAUCUCUACCCUUGAAAGCGCCAUGCAGCUUCUGCACCUGAUUUUCACUGCAUUUCGCUUCGAAGAUUCAGCCUUUCGGCGCGCGAAGCAUCGCGUCCUCAUGGAUUACCACGCCUACACUCGAGAUCUGGUGGGUUAUUCUCUGGGAGAGCUGAUAUUCAGCAUGACUGGACGUGAUCCUCGCUUUGAUGCAUUUAAUUCUGGCGUAACUUCAAGCCUUGACUUGCAUUUCGUGGAGAAGGAAAUACGCUUUCUCAUUGAAAGACAGCUAGCUCGCGGCGAGGUUGAAGUGACGGUCGCCGGUGAUGUGGACUCGGCUCACGUUGCGAAAUUGGCAGGGAAGUAUUUGGGCACAAUUGUACCAAAGCAGAUAAAUGAAGCGGAACUACAGUGGGCAGGGCGUCCUACGGAGCCCAGCCAAAUCUCGUUGUACUCCCCUUACUAUAAUCUUCAAGUAGCGGCAGCACAUGGCGGGGUGCAGAAAUCCAGUCUGCCGCCAAACACAGGUGACAGCCUUUCAUCUGGUAAUUGGGCGAAGGCCUGGGGUAGGCGGCUGCACGUCUUUGUGCGGGAUAGCGAGACGCGUGCUGUGGUGCAUAUUGGAGGCUUCGCGUGUAAUCGAUGGGGCCGGAACCCUGAUGGCUCGUGGAUAUGGGAGCAUAUGGAUGCCGUAGAACGCAAGAACGACUCCACACCGAGCAGCAUGGAGGAAACAACACCGGAAGUUCACCAGCAAAGGGUAGACUUAGCCGCCAGUGAGCACAGGAAGCAUCCAGCCUUCCCUCGUGUGGCUCUCUGGAUCUUGCAAGAGCUAGUAACCAAGCGUCUUUUCUCGAUCCUGCGAGAGGAACAGAGAUUAACAUAUGAAGCGGCGUUCGACGUGAUGUCAUUUGACAUUCUUCGUGGGGGUAUUUUCAUUAUUACAGUCCACACUCAACCAGAAGAAGCGGAACGGGUCCUUGAAGCAACGCAUGUAGCGCUGCAGCAGCUAAAAACCGUUCGUCCCCUACUGCAGUCACAGCUCGAAGGGGCUAAGCAGCAAGUACUUAUGAGGCAUGAGCACGAUCGCAAAUACGCGCGGUACUGGCUCGAUCUUCUUGGCGGCCUACAGCUAAGUGAUGUUCCUCGAAAGACCGGUUCAUACUUUGCAGAUUUUGAGCGUAUUGUCAACAGCAUAACUCUCCAGGACAUCCAUUCGCUGUUGCUGUCGCUUGGUAUGCGUCGGGAAAGCAUGUGGGAAGCUAUUGGUGUCUCAGGUCCCGUUCCACCAGCUGCUCUUUCUCGACCUCCCAAGCAUGCAAUAAAUGGCCCAUCCGUAACGCCUUCGAAGACGCGGCUUCGUGCCUCGGGCAGUGGAGACCUUUCCAUUGCUCCAACAUAG
Molecule: messenger RNA, 4008 nt
Organism: Eimeria necatrix
Lineage: Eukaryota; Apicomplexa; Conoidasida; Eucoccidiorida; Eimeriidae
Exons: 9
Coding region: 1-4008 (1335 amino acids)
Molecular function (GO): metal ion binding
Source: RefSeq, a predicted model, not a curated record